AUGUCUUCACUCAGUAAGCGCGAAGAAAAUGUCUACAUGGCAAAGCUCUGUGAGCAAUGCGAGCGUUAUGACGAAAUGGUCAAGGCGAUGAAGGAUGUUCUGGAAUCCGGGGCGGAUCUAACUGUCGAGGAGAGAAACUUGCUGUCUGUAGCGUACAAGAACGUGGUUGGCGCUCGUCGAAGUUCUUGGCGUGUUAUUAGUAGCAUUGAGCAGAAGCACGAUGGGGAUGCAAAAAUGCAAAUCGCCAAGAAGGUCAGAGAGGAAAUUGAGAAGGAGUUAAACUCGACUUGCAGAGAGAUCCUUGAUCUGCUGGAUAAGACACUUCUUCCUGCUGCAUCGAAUUCGGAAUCAAAAAUAUUUUUCUUGAAGAUGAAGGGAGAUUACUACCGCUACGUUGCUGAGUUCUGCACUGGUGAAGAGCGUAAACAGGCUUCCGACAACAGUCUGACGGCUUAUAAGGCUGCAACGGAGGUUGCCGAAGGUGAUAUGCAAACUACUCAUCCUAUUCGUCUCGGACUUGCUCUCAAUUUCUCCGUGUUCUACUAUGAAAUCAUGAACAACCCUAAACGAGCUUGUGAACUAGCCAGGAAGGCUUUCGAUGAUGCAGUUGCCGAGCUGGAUACUUUGCCGGAGGAAAGCUACAAAGACGCGACUCUCAUUAUGCAGCUUUUACGCGAUAACCUAACCCUGUGGAACAGCGACACUGGUGAGUAUGUAUAA
Molecule: messenger RNA, 720 nt
Organism: Hydatigera taeniaeformis
Lineage: Eukaryota; Metazoa; Platyhelminthes; Cestoda; Cyclophyllidea; Taeniidae
Source: the annotation of a GenBank genome assembly